AUGAGCUUGUUCAUUGAGAACGCGCGACUGGUCGGCCGCUCGAUCUCUUCGAGUGUCUUGUCUGGCGCCGACCCGUCGGAGUUCGACCCUAGCAACCCCAUUACGUUGUUUAUUAUCCAGCUCUUCAUCAUCAUCUGCUUCACCCAAGGUCUGGGAUGGUGCUUGAAGUUUAUGAACCAGCCAAAGGUCAUUGCCGAGGUCAUUGGUGGCAUCAUCCUCGGCCCCACCGUCUUGGGUCGCAUUCCCAACUUUACGGACAGCAUCUUCCCUAGCGAGUCGAUUCCCUACCUCGACCUCGUGGCAACCAUUGGCCUUAUCCUCUUCCUCUUUGUCGUUGGUCUCGAGGUCGACGUCUCAACCGCCAAGCGCAAUGGCCGCAACUCGGCGUUGAUCUCAUUUGCGGGAAUGGCCCUUCCCUUCGCCCUCGGCUCCGCCGUUGCCGUCCCCGUCUACCACAACUUUGUCGAGACCGAGACAGUGACCUUUGGUCACUUCCUGCUCUUCAUCUGUGUCUCGAUGUCCAUCACUGCCUUCCCAGUGCUCUGCCGUAUCCUGACAGCAACCAAGCUUCUUGACACCAAGGUCGGUAUCAUUGUGCUUUCGGCCGGUGUCGGCAACGACGUCGUCGGCUGGGUUCUUCUGGCUCUCACUCUCGCCCUCACGGGUGCCAAGAGUGGUGUCACCGCCGUGUACAUCCUGCUUUGCGCCGUGGCCUGGUCUAUCCUUCUGCUGUGGCCCAUCCGCAAGGCCUUCCUCUGGCUGUGUCGUCGAACCGGAUCCCUUGAGCACGGCCCCACCCCGGGUGUCAUGACGAUCAUGCUGCUCAUCGUGUUUGGGUCCGCUUUCGUCACGGGCAUCAUUGGUGUCCACCCCAUCUUUGGCGGCUUCAUCGCCGGUCUCAUCAUCCCUCACGAGGGUGGCUUCGCCAUUGCUGUCACCGAGCGCAUUGACGACCUCGUCUCCAUGCUCUUCCUCCCGAUCUAUUUCGUCCUUUCGGGUCUCAAGACCAACCUCGGCCUCCUCAACACUGGCAAGAUUUGGGGCUUUGUCAUCAUGCUCUGCUGCGUCGCCUUUUCGUCCAAGUUUAUUGGUUGCGCCGGCACCGCCAAGAUUCUGGGUUACAGUUACCGCGAGUCUGGUGCCAUCGGCAUGCUCAUGUCCUGCAAGGGUCUUGUCGAGCUCAUUGUCCUCAACGUUGGUCUCCAGGCCGGUAUUAUCGACGAGCAGCUCUUCUCCAUGAUGGUUCUUGUCGCGGUGGUCCUCACCUUUGCCACCACCCCUUGCACCCUCUUGAUCUACCCCAAGAGGUUCCACGUCCGUCUCUCGGCCACGGGCGAGCCUCUUGAGGACAACGCCACCAACGCUGCUGCUCGCGCCGAUUUCCUGCGUGCCUCAUCUGGCGGUGCUGCCGGUGGUCGCGAGUACACCUCGCGCAUCCUCGUCGUUCUCCAGAAGCUCGAGCACCUCGGUGCCACCAUGUUCAUCACCCAGCUCCUCGAGCCCGCUCACCCGGUGCAUGCCGAGGCCCUCAACUCGCUCAACUCGAGCACCAACGGCAAGACUAUCGACAGCGGUUCGAGUGAGGCUGGGAGCAGUGAUGAUGGCAGUGCCAAGAGCGUCGUUCACAUUGACGCCCUCAAGCUCGUCGAGCUCACUGGCCGUACAUUUUCGGUCAUGCAGUCGGCUGAGAAGGACCAGCUCCUGCUUACCGAUGACGCGCUCCAGCUCUACAAGCAGUUCGGUCGCCUCCGUGGCAUGGACAUUAACCCCCACAUUUCCGUCAUCAGCCAGGAGGGCUAUGCGAGUGCCGUUGCCGACUAUGCGAUGGAGCUCAACUCUGAACUCGUCGUGAUUCCUUGGACUAUUCCCGCAGGCGGCCCGAUCGUCACCCCGGAGCCCGAGGAGAACGGUGUCAGCUCGAUGGCCAACAACUCGACGCCAUUUGACAACAUCUUUGCCGGUGACGGUUCGCCCAUGUACACUCACUUUAUCCGCAACAUGUACACUACCACCACUGCCGACGUUGGCGUUUUCAUUGACCGCGGCUUUGGCGGUGCCACCGUCACUCCCCCGGGCUCUGGCCAGCACAUCUUCUUCCCCUUCUUUGGCGGCCCCGACGACCGUCUUGCGCUCCGCAUGGUCGUGCAGCUCUGCCACCACGCCAACGUCACCGCCACUGUCAUCCGCAUCGUCCACGAGGACGCUCCCGACUCUGCCUCGGACGCUGGCACUGUCCACGAGACCAAGCCGUUGUCGGAGGGCGCCCAGGCUCACCAGGUUGCCUUCCAGAGCAACCAGCUUACCGUCGGCGGCCCCAAGCUCGAGGAGCAGAGCCGUGUCGUCUCGGAGACGGCUGACAACAUUGCCUGGACCUACUACACCUCCACGGGGGGCGCGUCGUCGGAUACCGCCCUCCGCCGCAUCGUCUUCACCUCGGAGGACACGGCCACUCCUCUCCAGUUUGCUGCGCAAAAGGCCGAGGCGAUCCUGCAGGCGUCCCGCGGCGGCCGCAUGUGGCGCCCCCUCCUUGUUGUCGCUGGUCGUGGCCGCAGGCGCGCCGCGUACAACCACGAGAACGAGCUGUCGACCAUCCUCGCCAACCGCGGCCAGAACCCCAUUGUCGGUGCCGAGCUGCGCAAGACUGUCGGCGACCCUGCGACGGCCCUCAUCCUCGCCGGUGGCCAGGCAGGCCAGGCUUCGUUCCUGGUCUUCGAGGCCGGCCAGUAG
Messenger RNA from Apiotrichum porosum, 2727 nucleotides. It is a transcript of the gene KHA1, whose product is annotated as K(+)/H(+) antiporter. Gene Ontology annotation, biological process: proton transmembrane transport. The record is from RefSeq and is a predicted model, not a curated record. Gene Ontology annotation, cellular component: membrane. The transcript has 3 exons. Gene Ontology annotation, molecular function: antiporter activity. Bases 1 to 2727 code for a protein of 908 amino acids. Lineage: Eukaryota; Fungi; Basidiomycota; Tremellomycetes; Trichosporonales; Trichosporonaceae.